Messenger RNA from Paramecium pentaurelia, 329 nucleotides. Lineage: Eukaryota; Ciliophora; Oligohymenophorea; Peniculida; Parameciidae. The record is from the annotation of a GenBank genome assembly.
AUGGGUAAUGUAUCGAUCAAGAAUUUCAUAUAUUCAACUCUAAAAUGCCAUCCAAAUAGUAAACAAUGCUGGGGUGAUUUAUCAAACCAAAGUACUCAGUGUUUUUAUGAUAAAAUUCAACCAAAUAACACUUGUUUGAAUGCAUAUCCACAAGAAACACCAUAUUUUGUAAAAUAUUAGGGAUGCAGAAAUACUUGUCUUUUAGACAAAUUAUUGUUUGUAAAUGGUUAUUGUGAAUCAUAUAAUAGUAAAAUUUAUAUUUAUUAAUAGGUUAAAUAUUCUACUGGUUUGGUUUAUAUGAAAAUAAAACUGCUGAAUAAUAUAACUGA